Molecule: messenger RNA, 8136 nt
Organism: Eimeria tenella
Lineage: Eukaryota; Apicomplexa; Conoidasida; Eucoccidiorida; Eimeriidae
Product: amine oxidase, flavin-containing domain-containing protein, putative
Exons: 9
Coding region: 1-8136 (2711 amino acids)
Molecular function (GO): oxidoreductase activity
Source: RefSeq, a predicted model, not a curated record
AUGCUGCCUCACGAGGACGGGCUUGCUGCCCCCGAAGACAAGUCCAGUGCAAACCUAAGUGAUCAUCAGAGUACACAAGACGCGGCGGAGAGGCAAAGCCAGCACCUUCAGGGAGGGACUUCUGGCUGUAACUCUCCAAGCAGAAGCGAUGAAGCUUCAGACCAGGGGGGUAGGGAUGGAAAGGCUCGUCGAAGGCGCCGUUUAGGGUCUUCUCCCUCUGCUAUUGAGGAAACUCUCCCGGAAACUACAACAAAGAGGAAGCGGACUCCAAGCCGUCGGGUAGUCGAGGCUGCAGAGUCAGCUUUGCUUCUGGAAGAGGUGAUAGCAAACGAGAGCCUAGCAGGCCGUAGUGGUCAGCAUCACCCCCAGUUCUCCCCUGGUUCCACUCGUUCUUACGUCAGCUCCUGCGCCGCAGUUCCUUUGUCUCAGUACGAAAGUUUCACUGCUGAUGCUUGUUACUCCCGCGACGUUUCCGCUCGCGUGGCGUCCUUGAGGGAGUUGCUGCGUCAGCAGCAGCAGGGAAACGGAGGGCCAAAUGAAGACUUUAAAGAGUCUGGCGCAGGCAGAGCAUCGCAGUGCUCUCAGCAGCAGAUAUGGAGCCAGAGAACUGCUGGCCGCAAGCGACCACAAGCGCGGGCGGCUGCUGAAACUGAAGAAAUUCCUCUCUGCCGGCGCUCCCUGUUCGGGGCAGUCGAGCCUAGAGACCUUCUGGGAUUUGGCAUUCCACUUAGGGAAGUUCUUGGCGCUGAGAAGGUGCACAUCCCACAGCAACAGCCGCAUCAGCAAACAGAAGCGAAGGGGAAGGAGAGAGGGGCCAGUGUAAGGCGGCCUCAGCAGCAGGAUCAGCAGCAGCAACAGCAAGGAGAGGUGCCCUCGUUCGUAGUUGACGUAGCAGUGGUGGGAGCGGGAGUGGCAGGGCUGGCAGCUGCUGCCUAUCUUCGGCGUUGCGGGGCGUCGGUGAUCGUCUUCGAAGGACGUCAGCGGGUAGGGGGGCGGACGUUUUCUUCCGUGAUGCCUGAGAGGGAACUUCCUGAUGGCCGCAGAGUCGAACGGGUUGUCAUUGACUUGGGAGCGUCGUACAUGCAUUGCGUAACGGCACACCCGAAGGAGGGCGAAGGCACUACAGACUGCCGCUGGCGCCGCGAGCCAUCUCGAUCUGUGAGUGGCAUUGCAGCGGUCCUACAGCCUUUAGUAGCCGACGUUGCUGGAAAGCAGAACUGGGAAUCUACUUUGUUUGCAAGUUGGAAUGACGAGAAUUCGGGAAAAGAGAUUCCUUUUGUCUCUGUGUUGAAAGUCCACCAGCUUCUUGACCGCUUACGUGAGAGAACGGCGGCAAAGCUGUUGCACCUGCCUCCACCCCUCACUCCAGGGGGGAGCGUGGGUCCCCCCGCCGCUUCCUUGCCAAAUACCAUUCCUGCUGCAGAGUUCCUCUCCCCCUCUCUGGACCAGAUAUUGCUUGCCGCUCUGAAGAGACAACGUUCCGUCUGCAACGCAAAAGCCACAAGUCCGUCGACACUAGGGGAAGUUACAAACAAUACGGGCAGGCGUCAGUUGGGUCAUUCUGGCUUUCGCAAACAAGCCGUCAAACAGGAAACCAUAGGCGUUCCUCGCCGUUCGAGUUCGGAGAAUUGUGAGAACGGCCCAUCUUCUUCCGCACCUCCAACAGACCAAAGAGGGUUCGAGAGCGAAGAAGAGCAGAGAUCCACUGAACAACAUGACCCUUCUGACCCUUGCUGUCACGGAGUUCCAGGCACCAAAGGAAAGAGUCUUCACCAGCACAUCUCAGCCUCUCGCUUCUCCCUGUACUACCCUUUAGGGGAUGCGUUCGUUCGCAAAGCCAUCCGAGCUUACGGAGGAUGCCCCCUUUGUUGUACUGGGAUUUGUGGUGGAAUUCAGCGGAAAGCAGAUGAAAAGGCCACACCGGUUAGCGCUGGUGCGGAAGAUAUUGAGUUAAGGAAGGGGAGAAUAUGGGGACCAACCGCUACUCUUGUUCCGCCAGCGGGAUAUGCCAAGACCUCAAAAACACCGACUGCUGAUGCUGUGAGCACCGACGUGGAGUCGUCAAAUGCCGGAGCUUUCGCACAGCUAAGCUCAGGGGGACAAGAUGACAAAGCAAUUUCGACCUAUGAGAACAAUCAGCGUUGUGCCGGGGACAUUGGAACGGAGAACAGAGAUGCAGGCGAGCUUGAUUCUGCUCAGCAGCCUUCACCCAGGAAGGAAUGGAUGAAGAGGCAAUCUGGUGUCUGCACGAGAACGAGAGGCAGCGCAAACAGCAGUAGCAACAGUACUGGCCAGCCGGGGUUAAAGGCUAGUCGUCCUAAGAAGUGCAGCACAGCAGGAGGAGCUUACACACAGACGCGGCUGGUACCUCCGUUGUCGCUUCACGACAAUAGGGGCGUUCGACGGUCGGCAUGGGAUGCUCUGCAAAUUUCCUUAUGCGAAAUACUGGCAGAGGCUGAGGCAGAAGAAGGGCUUUUGACUUGCAGCACAGGCAACAAAGAGGCCAGUAUUAAGGACUGCCGUGUGGUAAGGCAUCGCAACUCUCCGACCCUUACGCCAACAGAGGCCCGCAUGCUGCUGGUCGUUUUGCAGUCACGAUUGGGCUAUGUCGGCGAUCUGAGGGAAUUGCCAUUGUCUGCUGUCAAGAAUUACCCCUACGAAAUUGCAGGAGUGGGGCCGGCCCUGAGGGAGCAGCUGCUGAACCCUCAGCGAGGGCCUCCGCCAGUGCCUCUUGUGGUGCCGCCCCCCCCCAGCAUGCAGCGACUGCGCAUGCAGCAGUCAUCGCUGGAGGCAGCCCUGCAACAGGAGCAAAAUGUCCGCGUGUAUCCUUUUUCCGCGUCUUCUGCGAACUCCGCCGAUAAGCUUGUGGUGGAUGGCUGGGGCUGGCUCCCUUUAUUUUUGUGCUUACAAGUUUCUCCAUUUGUUGUAACUGAAGCCACUGUCCAGUCCAUUUGUGUCAAGGAGGGUCGCACUCGUACUUCCGAGUACGGAGGCAUUGUUUCUUCCAACCCCGUGGAAGCUUUAAAGAAUCCGCUUGGAAAGAAGAGCGAUUCGCGUGCAGGUGUCACACGAGGCACGUCAGGGGAUAACUUGACUGCCCAGGAAGAAGAGGGCGACUGUGGCAGAUCUCUCCUCACUGAAACUCAUCCUGUACGGCUUCGAGUUGAAGUCAACCGUCGCCUCCGACAUAGGGCCUCUCAUGGGCUCCCACAGGCGGAAAAGCAAGAAGAGCCUCCUACCCACGUCUGGGCGCACGCGAAGUACUGUGUGGUGGCUGUCCCGCUAGCGCAACUUGCUUUAGCGCCUUUGCCACCGACCCGAGCCUUGACCGCUGAGGGAACAGUUCCGCCAACUCUUGGGCUGAUUGACUUUUCACCUCCUCUGGGUCCCGACAGGCGCCGAGCUCUUGCACGCUAUAGGAUGGGUUGCCACAAUAAAGUGGUCAUUCGGUGGCACCCCGAUGAUGUUUUUUGGCAUGGUCGGGGUCUCCAGCUGAACUGCCUUGACCAGAAGUUUCAAUUUUUGAACCUCCAUGCUUAUGGGAAGCCGGGCUGCCUCCUCGCCCACUGUUUCCCUCCGUUUUCCAGUGGCUACGGAGGUCUUCUUACGGAUCAGGAGGUGGUGGCCGAAGUGCUGGCAUUGCUGCAGCGGAUGUUCGGCAUAUCUGACUCGUCCUUCCCUCGGCCAGUUGAUUUCGUGGUGUCACGCUGGGAUGAAGAUUGUUUUUCUCGAGGUUCUUACUCUACUCCUGGAGUGAACGCCUAUGACAACGACCUCGACAUCAUGAGGGCCCCCCACCCAGCUAAUGAUCCUCGCGUGGUGUUCUGUGGAGAGCACCUUAGCAAGGCCUACUUCCAGUGUGUUGAUGGGGCAUAUGACACGGGGUUGCGCGCUGCGGAAGCUGUUGCUCACGAGUGUCUACAACUCCCACUACCCCCCAGGGAAGACGGCAGGAAUUUCGCACUGGACUACUUUUGCUUACCUCCAACCACAACAGUGUCUACUUCUGCCCGACGUCCACAUGCUUCUCCUGGACUGGAAGGGGAGCAGCGUGAAGGACGCAUUGACAAUAUCUUACUCAGUGCGGACAAAAUUGAGCCAUCGGGAGAGUCGGUAGCCGAGCCCUCCCGGCAGCCUUCACAAGGCUUGUUGCCACAGUGUCCGUUUUCGGGAUUUCCGAUGCCACCGCUUCCCCGUGUUUUGUGUGGUCACUAUCUGACGGAUCAGUCAGAUUUAGGACUUACCGACGCAGAAGGGGAGCACUGGGCAGAAACUGGAAGCAGUCGUCGAAGCUUUCAAACAUGCGAGUCUGAACGAAGAGUGCCGCAAGUUGCGGCAGCCGAAGAGUAUUUUCUCGCGCACUGCCUGGCUUUCAUAAAGAGAGGCAGCCUGCGGCUUCUUGAGGCUUUUGCUUCGCAGCAUCCGAUUAGCUCAAAUAGGAGCCGUUUCCUUGUCGAGGAAUGGAUAGACGGUGUAGUUGACGAUGAAGGCUUCGCAUGUGAAGCAAAGACAGCCGGUUUUUCUGGGGAUGGGGACGAUGAAGCAGCAGCAGGAGAUAGGCCUCCUACGGUGCCUCCGGUUCAGUGUCUGUCGGAGACAGCCUCGAGCUUCUUGCAGAGCCUACCCACUGCCGCUCAGCGUCUUUUUUACAGAAGCUUUCUUUCUGAAUUCCCUUUGACUCCUUCACCGUCAGUUGGUGAUGCAGAGCAGGGACAACGAAGUACUCCCACGUUGCUGAUGCAGGAACAGCAAGGCUGCACCCAAAAUGCUCCGGAUGAUCUUCAGCAGCAGCCGCAGCGUCUUCCUCUUCUGAGUGACUUUCUUGAUGCCCUCAUUAUGUGCACGAGCAGCAACAAUGGUAUGAAGAAUAACCAGGAAUCCCCUCUCAAGGAGACUGCGCUUCUGCUAUCGCAGGCGUUUGCUCGGCGCCUCAAACGGGGGUCUGGAGGUAAAACGCUGAAUAUGGAGGCCUUCCUCUUGCUUCUUGCGAAGAACAACGAAGUCAUUCGAGAUGAAGUGCUCAAGCCAAUACGUGAUAUGGCACAUGCGUUUCCAAAAACCGAUUCAGGAGUGGGGCAGCCGCGGGAGGCUGAAGCGGUUGGGUCGCCGUCGGAUCCCGCAGCUGCAGUCGCGGUUCCGCUGGAAGUCUUUGUGAAGGAACUGAUGCUGCCAGCAUUUCCAGCAUAUGCCAGAAACACCAGGCCACCUCGAAUGGCAGCCGUGUCAGUGGGUGUGCUGCUGAUGGAGACUCUAGAGAGGCUGUGCGCUGCCUUCCCGCCGCUUAAUAGCAAGGAGCAGCUGCACGAGAUGGCAACUGUCGUGGACUCUCUGGUGCUGAAGAAUCUUGCAAACAGUUACUUUAUCUCGGCCAUUGGCGGUGGGUCGUCUUUGAGAGUUGCGGAAAGACAGACAGAAAGGAAUAAUACGUCCGAGCCCUUGCAGCAUGAGCAGUUGUGUUGGUUAUGCCGCGGUGAAGGAGACUUGUUGCUCUGUGACGGUAUGCCAGCAUCUGCUCUAGACUCCAAAGACGAUAUGUCCGGUUCGCCUUCUGCACCAGCUGCAUCGAAGUCGUGUCGGCAUGUUUUCCACAUUGGUUGUGCUUUUCCUCCACCAACGCCUGCGGAGCUCCAGCCCAACGCUCAUUGGAGCUGCCCAUUGUGCAAGGCAAAGGCUUUCAGCCAACGCAUGAAUAAGCAGCAAAAUAGGGGGGAUAGGCGGGAACAACUUGAAGAAGACGUGCAUGAAGAGCGUUGGCUUUCAAAUCUCCCGGGGCAAGAGCACCAGCUGGAGAAGGACAGAAAAGCACAGCAGCAAGGCAGUACUGUGGGUGCCGGGACUAGUACAGGAGUUGAGGGUGCGGGCAGCCUCAGCGAGGAUUUGCUGCACCACGUAUUUGGGUCUUUGAAUACUCUAGCGGAGCAAAAAACAGAAAAACGCACAAAAUUCCUGUCUCAGCAGCAGCUGGCAGCGUGUGAGGAGUUGCAGAUGGCCGCGUUGAAGCGGCUCUUUGUUGACAAGGCCCGAAGCCUUCUUGCUCGUACGCGGCAGCUGUGCAAGCGGUUAGAUGAGCUGCAGUCUAAGAGGAUAAGGUCGUGGGUUGCAGCGAGGCGCAGAAAGUUUCGCACUCGCUCGAAAACUGAACGCGGCGACCACUCGGUUCAGCAGCCGCUCGAUUCUUCAGAAGCCCAAGGUGUGAAGGCGCAGGUCCCUUCAAAACAAACGCAGUCGCCGGAGCUUGCGAGGCGUGCAAGCCGUUCUUGCACACCCUGUAAAGACAAAGCUUCUUCCGAGAAAGCAGCCGACGCCAACACUAGCACCGUGGCAGCCGACGCUUUAAAGCGACGCAGGAACCACGCGGCAACAGGUGGUGCGUCAGGCAUAGAAAGAAAAGGGGAAAAUCUUCAAGUGUCCCUUGAGGUUGAUGAACAAGAAGAAUGUUCGACAGUUCGCCGCACACGCAGUUCCACGCUGGCUGGGAAGUCGGAAAGCACUCGCACUGCAGCGGCAUUCGCUGCAGCCGCUACUGUUGCUGACUGUUCAGGAGGGAGUAGCCGGAUGGAUUCGGACGGCACGUCAACAUUUACUGCGGGUUUGGACCAUACGCAAGGCGAAAGGACUGAAUUCGGUGACAGGGAUAUAUCAGCUGGGUCACACUACGAGGCGUCAUCAGAAGAUGAGACAGAACGCACACUGGAUCCGUUUGCUGCUGCUGCACAGAAUUCCAGAUUCGCCAGAGCUCUGAGCCUAUUUUCACAGAUCCACUCAAUAGAGGACUCUUCAUUGCCUAGCAGCAUAUCUGUCCUGCAGCAUCUACACCACACUGCCCAAGGCUGCCACUGUAACCGCCAGGAACGGACUUCUGACCAGGGAAUCGAAAAUGAAGCAUCCAGCAGCAACACAAGCACGGCGAAUGCUUGCACUUGUGGCUCAGAGACCUCAUCAAAAGUGACGAACUGUUUAUGCGUGCAAUCGGCUCGCAAAUACGCCACGGCAGCACUGCGGAGCUUACUAGUAUUUGAGAAGCGCGUGGUCCCGCCGAGGCAUCCUGUCCGUAGUUUGGCACCGCAUGUGUGCUCACACGACGCAGACAUAGAGGCACUCGCUCAGGGCGAACCCUUUUGGCUGAAUCGGCUUUUCAGGCCCUGGAGGAGGCGGCGAGUUUCGCAGCCUCGCAGAAUACCUAAAGAUGCUAGCGGCUUGAAUGCUAGAAGUGCUGCACUGUUCCGCCAGCAACAGGCUGUGCUGCAUGCUGCGCGACUUCACAUGCAGCAGACCAACAGGCAACCAAGUAUGGACCAGCAGCAACGAACUGUUGCGAGCCUUUCGCAGCGUCCCACUGAGCCUCCCCACCUUCAAGCGGUGAGGAGUUCCGCCACAGUGGUGCCAAGUGGAACAGGUUUACUGAGGCGCUCUGCAAUGCAGCUCCAACCGCCAAUUUCGGUGCAGCAGCCUGCGUCUUUAGUUAGCUCUUCCGCUCUCCAAAGAGAGCGAAGAGAAAUGAGUAGUGAAACACUCCUCUCGCUUUGGCAUUUAGUCCAAACUACAAAGGAGCAGGAGCAUCAGCCGCAGUACGGGCAUCAACAACCUCAAGCCGGAACGGAGAGAAUUUCCUCGACCCAAGAGACGCGCCUGCAGCAGCAGUUGCGGUACGUGCUGCAGCAGCAGUUGCAACAGCAGGAACUAUCCGCUGCAUUGCUUCAGGCGGCACAGAGGAGAUGGCCGACACCUGCACUGCACAAUGCUGAUUGCAGCCCUAGAGUGCUGCAGCAGCUUGCUCAUUUGCGUACAAUCCGUCCGAAGACUUCAGCAACUCCUCAAAGUGCCAUAAGUCCACGAGUCGAGCAGCAACUGGAGCGCCAGCUACAGGAGCUUCUACGCCAACAACGUCUUCAAGACACUCUCAGGAGCCUGCAACACCAAGCUCAGCGACUGUCAAUGGCGCAGUCGCCAAUAAGUAGCACUCCUCAGCAGGGACAAGUGGGAAGGCAGCUUGAGUCGACACGCACGACACAGCAGGACGUGUUGGAGGAGCAACGCUUGAGGCAAACGGUGCUCCGUUUGCAACAGCUUCAGAGGCAGCUGCUUCUCCUACAGCAGCAACAUCGAAGUGACGUAUAUGGUGGUGGCCAGACUUGA